AUGGCUCCCCCGGGCCGCUCACGACUCCCAACCUCCCCAUUCAUCUCUCUUGUCUUCCUCCCAUUCUUGGUCUUCCUUCUCAGCUUCGCUGGCUCGGCUUCCGCCGCCGGGUCCGCCGUAAUCGGCGUCGAUGUCGGCACAGAAUACUUCAAAGCGGCCCUGGUGAAACCGGGCAUUCCCCUUGAAAUCGUGCUUAGCAAGGAUUCGAAGCGCAAGGAAUUGGCAGCUAUCGCAUUCAAGCCGACUAGAGAAAGCGACGCCCCCUUCCCCGAACGGUUCUACGGCGGCAAUGCGCUGGCCCUGGCGGCUCGGUACCCUGACGAUGUUUACAGCAACUUGAAGGCCUUGUUAGGAUUGUCUUUCAAUGACGGAAACAACGAUCUGGUCAAGGAGUACUGGAGCCGGUAUCCAGCCCUCAAUCUUGAAACUGCCCCCAAUGGCCGCGACUCUGUGGCCAUGCGCAGUAAUCGACUCGGCGAGAUGGAGAAGAAGGACGCUUUCUUGGUUGAGGAAAUCCUGUCCAUGCAGCUGAAGGAAGUGAAGGCCAAUGCCGAUCUGUUGGCUGGUAAAGGGUCGGACAUCCGUGAUGUCGUGAUUACAUACCCUGCCUUCUAUACCGCAGAGGAGAAACGGAGUCUUUCUCUGGCCGCCGAACUGGCUGGCCUGAAGAUCGAGGCUCUCAUCAGCGAUGGUUUGGCCGUUGGUUUGAACUACGCCACUAGCCGCAAGUUCCCCAGUGUCACGGACGGAGAGAAGCCGGAAUACCAUGUUGUCUACGAUAUGGGAGCUGGCUCGACAACCGCGAGCGUUCUGCGCUUCCAGAGCCGCCAGGUCAAGGACAUCGGCAAAUACAAUAAGACCAUUCAGGAAAUCCAUGUGAUGGGAUCUGGCUGGGAUAAGACACUCGGAGGCGACGCUUUGAAUGAUCUCAUUGUCCACGACAUGAUUGAGAAGCUCGUCGAAGAAAAGAAGCUCAAGGGCACGGUCACCGCCGCGGACGUCAAGGCGCACGGCAAGACGAUGGCGAGACUCUGGAAGGACGCAGAGAAGGUUCGACAGAUUCUCAGCGCCAACUCCGACAGCUCGACUAGCUUCGAAGGUCUGUACGACGAGGAGCUGAACUUCAAGUACAAAAUCACCCGCUCCCACUUUGAGAAACUGGCCGCAGAACAUGCCGCUCGUAUUGGCGCUCCUUUGGAGAAAGCCCUUGAGGCCUCCAACCUGAAGCUCGAUGAUCUUGACUCCAUCGUUCUCCACGGUGGUGCUAUCCGUACUCCUUUCGUUCAGAGAGAGCUCGAGAAGACCUGCGGAUCAUCUAAGAAGAUCCGAACCAAUGUCAACGCCGAUGAGGCAGCAGUCUUUGGUGCCGCUUUCAAGGGUGCUGCUCUCAGCCCCAGCUUCCGAGUCAAGGAGAUUCGCGCCAGUGACGCCGCCUCUUACCCCGUCGUCCUCCAGUGGAACUCGGAUGGCAAGGUCAGAACCCAGAAGCUAUUCACUGCUACCUCUCAAGUCGGUCCCGAGAAGCAAGUCACUGUCAAGAACCUGGACGACUUUGGUUUCGAGUUCUAUCAACAGGUUGGUCAGAACGAUGAGAACCUCCCGGUUCUCAGUGUUCAGACCCAGAACCUUACUGCCUCUGUGGCCAAGCUGAAGGACAGCUUCGGCUGCUCAACUGCGAACAUAACCGCCAAAUUCAACAUUCGCUUGGAUCCUGUCAACGGCCUCCCUGAGGUCACCAGCGGUAAUGUGAGCUGUGAAGUUGAGGCCGAGAAGAAGGGAAUCGUGGAUGAUGUCAAGGGGUUCUUCGGUCUUGGCUCCAAGAAGGGAGACCAAGAGCCCCUUGGUGAAGACGAGGCUAGCGAAUCGAUCACCCUUGAGCCCGAAGUCGAAUCUUCCACCACCGCAUCUGCAAGUGACGCCUCGACCACUAGCGCCACUAAGGACGCCGGUAAGGCGACUGCGCAAACUAAGGUCGAGAUUAUCCCAAUUGCCCUGAAGUCUACCCAGCUUGGAACACCAGCACCUUCGGCCAGCGAGCUCGCCCGCAUUCGUGCGCGCUUGUCUGCGUUUGAUGCUUCGGACCGUGAUCGUAUCCUGCGUGAGGAGGCACUCAAUGAGCUGGAGUCGUUCAUCUACCGCAGCCGCGACUUGGUGGAUAAUGAGGAGUUUGCCAAGGCUGUCAAGGAAGAUCAACUGGCUGCCUUGCAAGACAAGGUCUCCAAGUCUAGCGACUGGCUUUAUGAAGAAAGUGAUAACGCCAAGACCGCCGACUUUCAGGCUAAACUGAAAGACCUGAAGAGCAUUGUCAACCCUGCUCUCAAGCGCAUGAAGGAGUGGGCCGAUCGUCCCGCCCGCGUGCAGAUGCUCCAAGAUAUGAUCAAGAACGCCGAAUCUAUGAAACAGCUCAUUGAGAACCAGAUUCAAACUGAUGAGGAUGCUUAUUCCUCGGCUCUCUCCGCCUCAAGCACUUCUACUGAAGAAUCGGAGACUAGCUCUUCCACCGCUGCUCCGGCUGCUUCGACCGAUGACCCUCUGGACGAACUUGAUGAGGACUCUUACUCAUCCUCGAAGACCUCCACCAAAACCGCUGCGGCAGCUAAGCCCACCGGUCCUAAGUAUACUCUCUUCAACCCUACGGACCUCUCUUCUCUCACACAAGUGUAUGAUUCCGUCAAGCCCUGGCUCACGGAACAACUUGCUGUCCAAGAAAAGCUCACCGAGUCCGAUGACCCUGCUUUGACUCUGGUCGAUAUCGAUUCCCGUCUGCGCGAGUUCGAGCGUGUCUUGAACCGCCUGUACGAGCGGAUGACCGUUGCCGCCAAGAAGAACAGUCCAAAGAAGGACAGCCCCAAGAAGGGGAAGAGCAAGACCAAGCAACCCGAAGUUGAUAAGAGCAAGGGCAAUGAGAAGACAAAGGCCCCUGUGAACGACGACCGAAAGGAUGAGCUUUGA
Penicillium argentinense is the source of this 2952-nucleotide messenger RNA. RefSeq names its product Hsp70 family protein. Gene Ontology annotation, biological process: cellular response to hypoxia; negative regulation of hypoxia-induced intrinsic apoptotic signaling pathway; endoplasmic reticulum unfolded protein response. Gene Ontology annotation, cellular component: endoplasmic reticulum chaperone complex. The transcript has a single exon. Gene Ontology annotation, molecular function: ATP binding; ATP-dependent protein folding chaperone. Bases 1 to 2952 code for a protein of 983 amino acids. The record is from RefSeq and is a predicted model, not a curated record. NCBI's taxonomy places the organism in Eukaryota, Fungi, Ascomycota, Eurotiomycetes, Eurotiales, Aspergillaceae.